CUGAACUCAAAUUCCUUCUCUCUCUCUCUCUCUCUCUCUCUCUCUAUCUCUUUGUGUAUCUCUCUCUCUUGCUCGCUCUCUCUGUUCUUCUUGGUAGAGAAUAUUGGAUUAUUUGAAGCUCGAUUCUGGGUCUUUGGCAUAAUCUAGUGUGUGUAUAAUCCAGGUUCUUCUUGGCGAUGAUCUAGAGUUUAUGGAGCUCGAUUUUGGUUCUUGGUGAUGUAGAACUUUGGGGCUUCUGGAGUUCGGUUUAAGUUUCCCCGGUGUGAAUUCUGAUGGUUCUUUGAAUUCGUCCCGGUGGAAAUUUUGUAUCUGGUGACUUGAAUUCUGGUACUAACAGUGUAAAAUUGGGGAAUGUGGGGUUAAUUUUGAUUCUUAAUAGUGGAAAUUGUGGGCUUAUAGUCUUCGGCUCUCAUCUUGUUCGCAGAAGGAGCUUGUGAUGUAAGUGUGUCUUCUUAUUAUCAGAGUGGUUGGGCUUCUUUUCUGUAACUUUCGUUCAUAUUUCAAGCAUUUGGUGUCUCAAUGGCAUCUCAUGGCAACUUGAACUCGGAACCGCAUAAGAGUGAGCAGAUAAUUACAGAUUUUUUCUCGAAAACUCUGCAUAUCAUACUAGAAUCCAGGGCUCUCUUUGUCUCGUCGAGGAAUUUCAGUGGUGAACAGGUGGUUUCCUCGCCCUCUUCGUCUUCUACAUUGUCGCCGAGCAUUAGGCCGCGGGACAGAUUGUUCGGUUUGGCGCUCAGAGACUGCUUCCCAGCCAUCGACAGUUUCGACGUUUGGCGCCAGAGCGGCCGAGAAUUGUUGGUCAUUGAUAUAGUCCUUGUGCAGCGGUCUGCGUGUGAUUCACCCAUGGAAAAGAAAACCCUUUCGAGGAACUCGUCUCUUAAGGGCCGCUUCUUCAAUUGUUGCAGUGCCGGCGAUGAAGACCCGUCGCUUGCCACGGAGAUGGUUGCUGAGCGGUGGGUGGUUCAGUAUGAGCCAAGGAAGGAGACCGGUAGAGAGAUGCGUCCUGGUAGGGCCAGACAUGAAGAGGGAAAGAAAGGUGGCGGUCCGAGGCUUGCCAAGGGUCGGGGACAUGUGGCUUCUCCGGAAACUCAGAACUUGUACUUACCUUCGAACGAGUCACUAUCUUCGGCAUGCAAAAAAAUGGGAAAGAGAUUGAGCAUACUGCUGCGGUCCCUGUAUCUGACGGUUAGGCUAUUACCUGCAUAUCGAAUCUUCAAAGUUCUUAAUUCAUCUAGUCGCAUCUAUCAAUUUAGUCUUCGCUAUAAGGUCUUGCCAUUUGCAGAGCCUUUCUCUCGGGAGGAGGAGGCUGAGAUGAAGCUGUUCAGUUUUGCACCCGUUGAGACUCCUUGUGGCAGACUCUGUUUGUGUCUGUGGUAUCGUCCAAGUUUGUGUGAUAUGAAGUUUGAAAAUCCAAUACCAUCAUCCCCACAAUUGAUAAUGGAUUAUGUUGGGAGCCCAAGUGCUGAUCCUUUGAAAAGGUUUGCAUCUGGAUCAUUUAAUUCAUCCGGAAAGAAAGGGACAGUUGGUCUUUCAUGUAAUUCACCUUGUUCAAAAGUUCCGUUUGCUAGAAGGCAUAGUUGGAGUAAUGACCUGAACAGAGCUGUUCCUUUGCUCUACUCGAACUCACCUCCUUCUCGUGCCAGUAAUACUUCUGCUUCACCAUCUCCAACCGACUCAGAGUCUCGUGCAUUGCCUUCUCACUCUACGGCGCAUCAAAUAUCACUUCGUAGGCAGCUGCAUCCGGAUAAUUCUCCAUCUAGAUCACCGGCUCAUCCAUUGGACAUGCCAAAAAUAACAGGCUUUGAUGAUUACUGGCCGUCUCCUUUCUCACUUUCUCCUUCACCUUCCCCCCCAAUACAUCAAUAUCUUUCAAGAAAUCUCAUCCGCUGUGAAAGUGCUCCACUCAGCAGCUCUUCAGCUAGGAUUUGCAGGGGUAUGGGAUUACCAACACCAAAUUCUCAUGAGCGAAAUUGUAACCUACCCCCAUGUCCAUCUCCCAAAAGGAUAGCAAUUGGUGGUCCAUCUCAAGGCGAGAAAAGGUCUUCUAUUAGGGCAGACGAAUUGCAAGCAUUAGAGGUUCAUUCUACUUCACCCGCCCUCCCCACCUACUGCAGUCCGAAGCCUUUGUUGUAUGGGAAGGAAGACUUUGGAGGCUUAUAUGGAGCACGGGUGUCAGGUAGUAGUUCUCCCCGUGUUUCAGUGUCAAGGAGCUCCAGCAGACUGUCCUUCCAAGAAGAAUCUGACUGCGAAUCUAAUUGUCCUUUUGCUAUAGAUGAUGAGUUGGCAUAUCCAUCCAAUAGGAAUGAGUCUUUUGACAGGAAAGCAGAUAUUAAUGAAACUUCUAAAGGUGGACAAAUAUUACCAGUCAGAAAGUCUAAAUGUGCUGCUAUAGGUGAACUUGUUGAGAUGUUGCAGAAUGCAGCCCCACUGAGACAGGAGGGAAUUUGUUCAUCCCAGCAAGCUCAAGCCUCAAACUCACAAAUUUUGGACACAAAAUCAAAUCACACAGAAAAUUCUGAAACUGGACAAGCUACCUGUACAAGUGGUGGCUCGCAUUUAGGAGUCAGAUCUUCGGUAUUUCUUUCAAGGACCAAGGCUGAUGCCAUGGAAGAACUGAAGAGCUACAGUAAAAUGAAAGACUUGUUGCUACAGCAAAGUGGACCUUGAGUGGUCAGAUGCUAAAUUUGAUUCCAGUGAGAUGUUUCAUUUGUGUAUAUAAUAUGUAUAGUUCUUCAUGAAUUUGGUGUUUCAGUUUGGUCCUAUUAUUUUAAUAUGCUGCCAUGGUAUGUUGGUUGAGGUACUAGGUACCUUUUGAGAUCCUCAAAAUUAUACGAGAUGGUAUACCAUGGUUUCAUAUUCUUAGAUCCAGAAUAGCUGGUUAAGCUUUAUUCUUCUUUAUGUAUAUAUAAUUGAACCUUUUUAUUUUGGUUUCAAAAGAUGUAGAUAAUGCAAGUCUGUCUAUCUUGAGUACUUCAUACAUGUUGGUAUAUAUGCAGGUCAUGAUGCUGACUUUGCUGGUCUAAAUGUGUUUUCGAAGUUUAGUGUAAAUAUUUUUGUCUCCGCUGAAAGCAGAACAAAGGGAUCCUCUUGAUUGUAAAUAAUACUGAUAUAUGUAGAGUUGAAUUUCUUAUAUUA
Messenger RNA from Nymphaea colorata (pocket water lily), 3135 nucleotides. RefSeq names its product autophagy-related protein 13b-like. Gene Ontology annotation, biological process: protein localization to phagophore assembly site; autophagosome assembly; piecemeal microautophagy of the nucleus. The record is from RefSeq and is a predicted model, not a curated record. Gene Ontology annotation, cellular component: Atg1/ULK1 kinase complex; cytosol; extrinsic component of membrane. Lineage: Eukaryota; Viridiplantae; Streptophyta; Magnoliopsida; Nymphaeales; Nymphaeaceae. The coding region runs from base 520 to 2667 and encodes 715 amino acids. The transcript is spliced from 3 exons.